Molecule: messenger RNA, 402 nt
Organism: Phycomyces blakesleeanus NRRL 1555(-)
Lineage: Eukaryota; Fungi; Mucoromycota; Mucoromycetes; Mucorales; Phycomycetaceae
Exons: 3
Coding region: 1-402 (133 amino acids)
Source: RefSeq, a predicted model, not a curated record
AUGUUCAAUUUUUAUUUCAGAUUUCAUACUGUUUGCCUACUUACCUUUGUCAAGUAUUGCGAUGCAGUUUAUUACCUUGUGUAUCGCCAUCGACUUGCUUCAGCUAUCCGAACGAGUCAUACUUUUGUAAAUCUCGCUCGAAGAAGCUUUUCUUUGCACUGCUGCAAGGCGAAACAGACAUCUUGUCAGCAAGUGGCCGUUGGUGGAACAUCCAUCAGUUUGCGUUCUGCAUUUCUGGAUGUUUCUGGGUUGUCGAAAGCAAGGACCAAUGGACAAGGACGACAAUGUGUAGAAAUCUUGGUUGAGCAAUUUUUUCGAAUUGCUGCAAAUGUCUCAUUAAACGAGCCUGUCCUGUGUGUUGCCUUUUACAGGGCACUAAACAAAGAAAUAAAAGACGAGUGA